Molecule: messenger RNA, 918 nt
Organism: Aspergillus sclerotioniger CBS 115572
Lineage: Eukaryota; Fungi; Ascomycota; Eurotiomycetes; Eurotiales; Aspergillaceae
Product: class I SAM-dependent DNA methyltransferase
Exons: 1
Coding region: 72-722 (216 amino acids)
Source: RefSeq, a predicted model, not a curated record
CCUGAUCCUAUCGAGUCUUUGCUCUUCAUACCUCAUUGAUAUAUUGCACCAUUUGGAGUGAACCAAUCACCAUGGCAACUCAAACAUUGACCGAGAACGCGCUUCUGACUCGGGCUCGUGCCAGUAACAGCAAAGAAGACUGCCAAACCCUCUAUGCCGAAUGGGCCGACACCUAUAACGCCGAUCUUGCCGACGCCUCCCAAGACUACGUCGCUCCCUUCCUCGCUGCCGAAACCGCUCUCCAGAACGCCACCAAUGUCAAAGGUUCAAUACUCGAUGCCGGGUGCGGGACUGGAUUGGUCGGAGAAGCACUUGCACGGGGUGGCGCUGUCACCAUCGAUGGCCUUGACCUGUCACCCGCCAUGCUGAGAGUGGCCAGACAGACGGGUGUUUACCGAAACCUUGACAUUGGGGACCUGACGCAGCCGAUUGAGAAGCCGGACGACGUCUAUGAUGUCGUGACGUGUGCUGGCACAUUCACCCAUGGUCAUGUUGGACCAGCCCCAGCCUUGAGGGAGUUUUUGAGGGUGACAAAGACAAAUGGUAUCAUUGUUGCGACCAUUUUGGAGGAUAUAUGGCUAUCGGGUGGCUUCAAAGCUGAAGUCGAACGAUUGGAGGUAGAACAUCUAGUGAAGGUCGCUAGCAUGGAACUUAAGGACUAUAGAAGGGGAGCGGGUGACAAGGCAACCUUCAUUGUUCUCAAAAAGAUUGGUUCGGUCUGAAAGCACGUAGGUCGAGCAACUGUCGGGAGGUGCUGUUCGAAGAUGUUGAUGAUUGUCACUGGCCGAUGAUAUAAACCUGAGAUGCUGUUCGGAUGAAUGUGUUCAUCCCGUUCUUUGUCCAAGCGAUUGAUAUGACCUCCUCUAUCUCCAAAACAAGUGACAAGUCGUAGAGCGCUGUCUUAUUUAUUGAUCUAAC